CCAUAACGAAGAAUGCCAAUAUGACACUGACUAUUGUAUUCUGUGUAAGCCUGGACUAUACGGCCCACAAUGCCGACAAGAUUGUAGUGACUGUGAGGGUGGUUUUUGUGAUUUACGUAAAUGCAGGCACGGAUGUAAACCUGGGUAUUAUGAGUACAAGACACAGUCACAGGCACUCUGUCAAAAAUGUCCGUCAGAUUGUAGAUAUUGUAAUGAUGUAAGCACGUGUCGCGUUUGCAAUGACGGUUUUCAUUUGUUUCAAUAUCAUUCAAAUGGAAAAGAUUUUGUCCACUGUCUUAGUUGUUCGUUAGGAUUAAACUGUUCAAGUUACUGUGUUAUUCAAAACUGCAGUAUGUGCAGAGUUCAAAAUGACGCUUUGGUAUGCACAGACUGUCCUGACGGAUAUACAUUUAAUGGUAGUAUAUGCAUACCGAAUACAACAGGCUGUUCUCAAGAAUGUUCUUCUUAUUGUGAUGACGAUGGAAUAUGUUUAGGAAGUUGUAAUGCUGGAUGGACGGGUGAAAGAUGUUCUGACCAGUGUUCAGAUAAAUGUAUGACAUGUGACAAAAGUAAUAGGGACAUUUGUCAACAGUGUAAAGGUGAUUUUUACACUGUAAAUUGUAAUACGACUUGCAAUCCGUCAUGUAUCACAGAAGUAGGCAAACAAACGUGUAGACUAAAUGAUGGAUAUUGUUUGAACGGAUGUGAACACAAUUUCUGGGGUCCUGUUUGUGAUCAGUCUUGUUCUAGCGGUUGUAUUGAUAGCAGUUUAUCACCAAUAUGCGAAAGAAGCAGCGGGGCAUGUAGACAUGGAUGUAACGACGGAUACAAUGGAGACAAAUGUGAUAAAAUUGCUGCUACAAGCAAAGCAACUGUGAAACCUGAAAAUACAAACAAAUCAACUUUGAAAUCUGAAGCAGUACCAACAAAGCAAACACAAAUAUCUUCACAGUAUGACUGUAAAGAAAAUGGUGACUGCAAAAGGAGUUUCAUUGGAGGCUUUUUCUCGGGAAUUGGAGUGUCUAUAGCUAUUGUAGCUGCUACAGUUGCAUUAUACAAACUAAGGCGACGGUAUAUUACAAAGAAGUUAAAGUCACGUCAGGAUUCAAACAAGACUUUUGAGAUGCCCACAUAUUAUAAUGAGGAUGUUGGUCAAACAAAUGGAACACAAGAAGCGGCUAACGAAACCAAUAACUAUGAGAGACUCGGCAAUACCAGGAACACGGAUAAUGUUUACAAUGACUUAGAAACGAGAACAGUGCAGUAAAUAGCCUGGUUCUGCAACGUGUGAAUCAGAAACUGUACGACAACAUUACGUGAAUGUGAGGAAGCUAACCAGUAGGUUGCGUAAGAUCGAGGAUAUACAAAAGUGCCCGCUCGUGUCUAAACUA
This is a messenger RNA of Mercenaria mercenaria, 1391 nucleotides long. RefSeq names its product multiple epidermal growth factor-like domains protein 10. NCBI's taxonomy places the organism in Eukaryota, Metazoa, Mollusca, Bivalvia, Venerida, Veneridae. The record is from RefSeq and is a predicted model, not a curated record. The transcript has 4 exons. Bases 353 to 1267 code for a protein of 304 amino acids.